CGACCCACCGCGAAGGAUUUACUGAGACAUCGUUUCAUAAGGAAUGCACGUAAUACGUCAUCGUUGCAAGAGCUGGUUGAACGAUACGAUAGUUGGAAAAUAAGUGGAUCACACAGAGAUCCAUCGAUGACGAUGCAGAAUAGAAUCUCAUAUGCGUCUUGGGACUUUGAAACAAUAAAGCAGGCAUACCUGGAUGGUACGCUUCGGUUAGAUCCAGAAGCUUCUAGAGAUUUGAGGCAAACUUUGGUAAGUUUGAAUAUAGUUUCUUCUCAGAUUAUCGUGAAGUGCCUGAUUCUAAGUCAUUUUUAUGAUGACCAGGCUUCCGUUUCAUCGAAGAAUUCUACGGUAAAAUUAUCAAAUAUCUCUAGAAAUUCAUUCUUCGAAGGCUUCGAUACGGGAACGGUGACUGGUACAUCAAGUAACAUCGAUGUCACAGAAAAUAACGAUACAAUCGAUCUACUGAAUGUUAACGAUGGCCUUGAUACUGUACGCGCUCCAAGGCCUUUUAGCGUAAAUCUCUCAACCAGUAACCGUUCUUCUGUUGUUUCUCUUUCAAUGUUUCCUCGAAAUAUUCCUGUCGUUGAACCGGUUACAGAAGAGGGAAUUGUUGGAAGGCAAUUGGUUGAUCAAGUAAUCAUCCCAUCCAUAGAAAAAAUUAAAUCAAAUGAAUUAAGAGCAAAUGAUAUUGAGGCGCUCAGCUUAUUUGAAAAAGGAAUAGAGGAACUGGGUCAGACUAACCCUGAUUUAGUCAUCACUACUUUGACCGAAAUACUGUCGCGAUUAAAAAUCAACAUCGAAAUAUGCGAAAAGUUAUCGGAUCUAGGCGUUGUUUCUGAGGCGUUUUUAGAAACUCCAGAGUUGUCCAUAAAUGCAACAUCUUCAUCAUCCUCGCAAGCGAAUGAUGAUGAUUCCUCAUCCAUUAAAGUUUCUUCUGAAAAAAUUGAUUCUAAUGAACCAGAGGAGAAGCCAAAAUCAGGGAUAUCAGAAAUGUUAUAUGUAAAAUGGAUUGAACAAUUACGGAUGAAAUGGCCAAUAGGUUUUGGCUCUAGUUCAUAG
Messenger RNA from Acaulospora colombiana, 1056 nucleotides. The record is from the annotation of a GenBank genome assembly. NCBI's taxonomy places the organism in Eukaryota, Fungi, Glomeromycota, Glomeromycetes, Diversisporales, Acaulosporaceae.